This is a messenger RNA of Cucumis melo (muskmelon), 1721 nucleotides long. Its product is annotated as adenylate-forming reductase 06235. Bases 64 to 1686 code for a protein of 540 amino acids. The transcript has a single exon. The record is from RefSeq and is a predicted model, not a curated record. Lineage: Eukaryota; Viridiplantae; Streptophyta; Magnoliopsida; Cucurbitales; Cucurbitaceae.
UCUUCCAAAACGAAAGAUUGAAUAUAAUUUACCAAAAACCACAUCAAACUUAACAAUAACAUAAUGCAAACGCCUGUAAGGUUCUCGAGCUGCAGAGGCGUUGCCUUUGAAGUGAAGCCUCACGAGCAUCACUUCUCCAUCUCAAAACCCAUUUCCCCAUUACACCCAAGCGCAAGCAGCAACAUCACCACCAACACCUUCUGGCCCCGCCCCAACUCUUUUCAAAUAUUCCCUUCCCCAUCCCCUUCUUCAAUUCUAAGAUCACUAAGCAGACCCAGCAGCCAUUUCUGUGACGUCUCCGACGAUCAAGAAGAACAAGAAUACGACCUUGAAGAAGGUGAUCCACACACCCCACAAAACCCUAAACCCUCUCACCCUCCGAAGAACAACCCAAAAUCCAGACUUUCAGUCAUUCUCCUCGACCAAGGCCUCUUCACCGUCUACAAACGGCUCUUUCUCCUCUCUCUUGCAUUAAACAUUACCGCCCUCAUUCUCGCCGCCAAUGGGUAUUUCCCAUAUGCAAGAGCAAACCCGACUUUGUUUUCAAUCGGCAACAUAUUCGCCUUGUCGGUUUGCCGUAGCGAGGCAUUUCUGCGUGUACUCUUUUGGUUAGCCGUAACUGUCUUAGGCAGAUCAUGGGUCCCAUUAGCUUUGAAGACCGCCGUAACUUCCCUCCUACAGAGUCUUGGCGGGGUCCACAGCGGCUGUGGAGUUUCGUCCAUCGCGUGGCUUGUUUACUCUUUGGUCCUCGCUCUAAGGGACCCACUCAAAAGAUCCACACCCAUCAUUGCCGUUGCGUCCGCAAUUCUAGCCCUUCUUUGUCUCUCUUCAUUGGCUGCAUUCCCUCUUGUACGCCACCUCCACCACAAUGUCUUCGAGCGUAUCCACCGUUUCGCUGGAUGGACCGCUCUCGCCCUCCUCUGGGCUUUCCUAAUUCUAACGCUCACUUACGAUCCCAUCACCAAUUCUCACAAUAAACACCUCGUUUCACGUUUGUUCCAAACACAGGAAUUUUGGUUCACAACAGCAAUCACUUUCCUAAUCAUUCUCCCAUGGGUUACGGUCAGGCGUGUUCCUGUUCGAAUCUCUGCCCCCUCUGGUCAUGCCUCCAUUAUCAAAUUCAGCGGCGGGGUAAAGCCCGGGUUAUUGGGUCGGAUCAGCCCAUCGCCAUUAUCUGAGUGGCAUGCCUUUGGUAUCAUUUCCGACGGCGAAAAAGAGCACAUGAUGUUAGCCGGAGCGGUUGGGGAUUUCACGAAAUCCUUGGUGUCAAACCCACCUAGUCACUUGUGGGUACGGGGGGUUCACUUUGCCGGACUUCCAUAUUUGGUGAAUAUGUACGAGAGAGCUCUGGUGGUGGCGACGGGAUCUGGGAUUUGUGUGUUUUUGUCGUUUCUGCUGCAGAGAAGUAGGGCUGACGUGUAUUUGGUAUGGGUGGCGAAAGGGAUUGAGGAGAACUUCGGGAAAGAGAUUAAGGGGAUGGUGAAUGGGUAUCCCAAGGAGAAGGUAGUAGUUCAUGAUACGGCGGUUUUGGGGCGGCCGAAUGUGGCGGAGCUGACUGUGAAGGCGGCAGGAGAGUGGAAAACGGAGGUGGUGAUUGUUACAAGUAAUCCGGAAGGGAGUAGAGAUGUGGUGAAUGCAUGCAAAAGCUCUGGAAUUGCAGCUUUCGGUCCGAUUUGGGACUCUUGAAAAAACAUACAAAUUAAACUGAAUUAAUGAUGCCA